Molecule: messenger RNA, 108 nt
Organism: Trypanosoma brucei brucei TREU927
Lineage: Eukaryota; Euglenozoa; Kinetoplastea; Trypanosomatida; Trypanosomatidae
Exons: 1
Coding region: 1-108 (35 amino acids)
Source: RefSeq, a predicted model, not a curated record
AUGUUUCCAUCCAGUCUCGCCCCCGAUUUUACUGAAGCCAGGGCGCAGUUGAAAGAUAAAGAGAGGGAAGGAGACCGUGUGCGUGUGUGGGGAAAACAUUAUUGCUGA